This is a messenger RNA of Piliocolobus tephrosceles (Ugandan red Colobus), 2691 nucleotides long. RefSeq names its product protein tyrosine phosphatase receptor type H (gene PTPRH). Gene Ontology annotation, cellular component: signaling receptor complex. Bases 1 to 2169 code for a protein of 722 amino acids. The transcript has 14 exons. Gene Ontology annotation, molecular function: protein tyrosine phosphatase activity; protein binding. Gene Ontology annotation, biological process: peptidyl-tyrosine dephosphorylation involved in inactivation of protein kinase activity. The record is from RefSeq and is a predicted model, not a curated record. NCBI's taxonomy places the organism in Eukaryota, Metazoa, Chordata, Mammalia, Primates, Cercopithecidae.
AUGGAGACUCAGACCAACAGCUCCAUCGCCCUGAGCUGGGAAGUCCCCAGUGGCCCAGACCUUCAGGACUACACCUACUGGGUAGAGUACACUGGAGACGGUGGUGGAACUGAGACCCGAAACACAGCAAAUGCCAAUGUGACAGCUGAGGGACUCGAACCUGGAACCUUGUACACAUUCUCUGUAUGGGCAGAAAAAAAUGGAGCACAUGGCUCCAGGCAGAAUCUCAGCAUCUCCACAGUCCCCAACACAGUGAGAAGCCUCAGCAAGAAGGACGGGACCAACAGCUCUAUUACGUUGCGCUGGACAGCUCCCCAGGGCCCAGGCCAGUCUUCCUACACCUACUGGGUCUCAUGGAUCGGGGAGGGCAUGACUGACCCCAGGACCCAAAACACCUCAGGUACUGAAAUCAUCCUAAAGGAACUGGAAGCUGGCUGCCUGUACCACCUCACUGUCUGGGCCGAGAGGAAUGAGGUCAGAGGCUAUAACAGCACCCUCACUGCAGCCACUGCUCCCAGUGAGGUAACAGAUCUCCAGAAUAAAACUCAGACUAAGAACUCAGUCACGCUGUGGUGGAAGGCCCCUGGAGACCCCCACUUUCAGCUGUACAUAUACUGGGUCCAGUGGGCCAGCGAGGGACGUCCCCAGAGCGGGCAAUAUCCCCGAGCGAAUUGGGCCAACCAGACCCGCAGGACCAACGAGACACAGUACGAGGUGGAGGCCUUGGAACCCGGGACUCUGUACAACUUCACCGUGUGGGCAGAGAGGAAUGACGUAGCCAGUUCCAUGCAGAGCCUCCGUGCGUCCACAUACCCAGACGAAGUCACCAUCACUUCCUGCGUCAGCACCUCAGGGGGCUAUGGAGUCAUCUUGACCUGGUCGUGCCCCCAGGGAGGCUACGAGACCUUUGAGUUGGAGGUGGGAGGACAGCGGGGCUCCCAGGACAGAUCUUCAUGUGGGAAGGGUGUGUCUGUGUCAGGUCUUGGGCCGGCUCAGUCCUACCCAGCCACCAUCACGACCAUCUGGGAUGGAAUGAGGGCUGCGUCUCCCUCUGUGACCUGCCACACUGAGAGUGCAGGGGUCAUUGCUGGAGCCAUCGUGGGCAUUCUCCUAUUUCUCAUCCUGGUGGUCCUGCUGUUUUUCUUCCUGAAGAGGAGGAAUAAGAAGAACCAGCAGAAACCAGAACUCAGGGAUCUGGUCUUCAGCUUCCCAGGGGACAUCCUGGCUGAAGACUUCGCUGACCACGUCAGGAAGAAUGAGAAGGACAGCAACUGCGGUUUUGCGGACGAGUACCAGCAACUGUCCCUGGUGGACCACAGCCAGUCUCAGAUGGUGGCGUUAGCUCCAGAGAACAACGGCAAGAACCGCUACAGAAAUGUACUGCCCUACGACUGGUCCCGGGUGCCCCUGAAGCCCAUCCACGAGGAGCCAGGCUCUGACUACAUCAAUGCCAGCUUCAUGCCCGGUCUCUGGAGCCCCCAGGAGUUCAUUGCCACCCAGGGUCCCCUGCCACAGACGGUGGGUGACUUCUGGCGCCUGGUGUGGGAACAGCAGAGCCACACGCUGGUCAUGCUGACCAACUGCAUGGAGGCCGGCCGGGUGAAGUGUGAGCAUUACUGGCCUCUGGAUUCGCAUCCCUGCACCCACGGGCACCUGCAGGUAACCCUGGUGGGUGAGGAAGUGAUGGAGAACUGGACAGUGCGGGAACUGCAGCUCCUCCAGGUGGAGGAACAGAAGACGCUAUCCGUGAGGCAAUUCCACUACCAGGCCUGGCCAGAUCACGGCGUGCCCUCUUCCCCAGACAUCUUGCUGGCUUUCUGGAGGAUGCUCCGGCAGUGGCUGGAUCAGACCACGGAGGGAGGCCCACCCAUUGUACACUGCAGUGCUGGCGUGGGUCGCACAGGCACCCUCAUUGCCCUGGACGUCCUGCUCCGGCAGCUGCAGUCCCAGGGUCUCCUUGGGCCCUUCAGCUUUGUGAGGAAGAUGAGAGAGAGCCGGCCAUUGAUGGUGCAGACUGAGGCUCAGUACGUGUUCCUGCACCAGUGCCUCCUGCGGUUCCUCCAACAGUCAGCCCAGGCCCCAGCCAAGAAGGAGGUCCUGUAUGAGAGUGUCGAAAAUCUCAUCUAUGAGAACGUGGCCGCCAUCCAGGCCCACAAGUUGGAGGUCUAAGUGACGAGAGGGCUGGGUCGGCAGCCCAAGCAUCCUCAAGCUCUGGACGCCCACGUGAGCCCAGAUUCCUGGACGAGCAGAGGGCUGGGCUCCCAGACUCCUAGGUGCUGUGGCAGGAGGAGACUGGGAUCCCAAACUCUGGUUUCCCCAGGAGACAGUGGUCUGAUGGGCUUCAGAUGAACCCUAUGGGAGCUGGGGAUCUGGAUUCCUGGUUCCUUGAAGGAGAGAUGGUAGCUUGGAUUUCCUAGGUCUUUCAGGGAGGAGGAAGCUGGGAGUCCAGGAUACGGGAAGAAACAGACUGGAGCCUGGAUUCUGAGGCAGGAAGGAAUUCGGGUCUGGAGUUCUGGCUACUUGAGGACCAAAGGCAGGCAGGAUCCUGCCCUGCUUUUACUUCAGAAACCAAAUCAGUCUUCUGUAAUCUGAGGUCAGAGGGUGUCCCUGUGCCCAAGGUCUCCCUGCACCCCACCAUCCACAUAUAUGUUUCCUUCUAUCCCAUAAUUUAUUAAAUCACUGUUCUCCCCA